AUGGCUGAGCGAGCACAAUUGCAAAAUCUGUCCGACGAAUACCAGAACCUGCAGACAGGUAAUACAAAGCAAUGCAGUCCAUAUGAACUCUUCCUGACAGACAUAAUAGAAUUGAGCACCCUAGUGUCGGCUCGGCAAAAACUCGAGUCCCAACAGCAAGAGAAUAGGAGCGUGCAAGCAGUCAGUUCCAAUCUAUUCGCCGGUCAAUUCCAUGCUCAUCGUCUUUCCAGGAGUUCAAGAACCUCGACGAUGAUGCCAAGAUCUACAAGCUUACCGGGCCUGUGCUGUUGAAGCAAGACUCUUCCGAAGCCAAAAGCACGGUCGAUGGAAGGUUGGAGUUCAUCGAGAAGGAAAUGCAUGCCAUCCUCCAUCGAUUUCGUAGCAGGCUAUCUUGCUGACAUGAAGCAGUAAGAGAAUCGAAGGUACAAUAAAAGAGAUGCAGGAGAAGAGCGAGAGCAAGAAGAUGGAAGUAAGUUGAAUCUUGUCAUUCCAUCGCAGAGUAUGUCAAGCUGACCCUACUUCGAGAUUCUGCAAAUCCAGUCGCAGAUGCAGCAGCAAGCCGGUGCCGCUUAG
This is a messenger RNA of Lecanosticta acicola, 573 nucleotides long. Lineage: Eukaryota; Fungi; Ascomycota; Dothideomycetes; Mycosphaerellales; Mycosphaerellaceae. The record is from the annotation of a GenBank genome assembly.